CGUGACGCGAACCGUCAUCAUUGCUCUAGCAAGAUGGCUCGUCGUUGUCCUGUUUGCCGUUCAAAACAAUGGCAUAAGGAACCGUCGAGUGGUCUUAUUGCAUGCAGUGAAGGCCACAUUCUACAAAACUAUAGAAACGAAUCAAGGGAGAUGGAGGACGCCCCUCGGCACCAACUCAAGAAGCGCACCAUUAAGAGGGAUAAGCAUACUUCUACGAAACUCAAAGACUCGAAACUCUUCCAUGGCAAAAAAGGGCGAUUCUUCUAUUUUCAAUGCCUCCAACUAGUCCUUAGGCAUCAAAUUGCCGUCCUGACUGCAGAAUGGACGCUUCCUCUCCAAUUCGAGACCGCAGUUCAGGUCGUAUGCAAAGAUAUAUGGACUCUCCACCUAAGUUUACUCCGAGAUUCAAUCCCCGAAGAAUUUGCUGAAGGCUCGAGUGAAGAAGAAGAGGUCGAUCCAGCGACGACGCAUUCCCAAGAACAGUCUAUCCAGAUGGAGGAAAUACAUGUAAACCCGGAGACAAAACAGUCUUCCAGCGACGAUGACAAUGAUGCCGAAAUUGACCAACUUCUCGCCGAAAAUUCGCAAUCCGAGUCCGAUUCCGAGGGGGAUCCAGAUGUAGUUCCAACGACUACAACAACCUCGAGAUCAAAGGGUCAACGAAAUCGCGGUCGACAUAAACACGACCGAGCGUAUAGUACCCUUGCGAUACUGGUUUUAGCAUGUUGGACGCUACGCAUCCCAAUUCUUUACCGAGACUUGUUAGAUCUAGUUCAGUCUUAUGAGUUACCCUACCUCGAUGUGAUGCGACUCCUGCCUCAAAACAUGGUUUCGCAUCUCACGAAAUAUAACAUUCAAGCGUUAACUCCUCCGAACGCACCCUCUCUUGUUGAUCUCCAUGACCAAGUCUCGUCUCUGGCCCGGCGAAUGCGGGAGACCUAUGGCAUAUUGACCCCAGAGGCUAAUGCGGCGCCGAUACUUUGGCGAGUGGUAUCGCGGUGUUUUGGUGGAAAUCCAACGUUGUACAGGCUUGUCAAGCGACUUGCUGCCAGGCUCUCACUCUCUCUGACUGUCCACCAUUCAUUAGCCCCGCCGUUGCGGCGAGUAAAAGAUUACGAUCCUGAAAGUCACAAGUAUGACAACAUCGCGCCAGAACUCGCAUUCACUGCGACAUGUAUCAUCGUGCUCAAAUUGGUAUACGGACUGGAUGGAAAACGGCGCCUCCCUCUCAACAUCGAGGACCCCGCCUGCGAAAUGCCACGGCUAGAUGAAUACUUGGCUUUCUUCAAACGGCUCGAUGAUGCCGACGGGACAGCUCGCGAUGCGGCCUUCAGUCCCCAUCGAAAGAUGACAAUCGAAGAUCUAGAUGACCAGACGAUGGACGAGUACCUCGUAUUUUGCGAACGAGCGUUGGUUGGAAACGGGAGCGACGAGCUUCUUGAUCGAUAUUUUCCUCUAAACACGGGUCCUCCGGCCACGCGGAAAUACGUAGUGGAUAUUGCUCAUGAGGAAAUGACUGCAACACGGCGACAAACCGCCGAAGAGGGAUUUUUAGAACCCGGCGAGGAAUAUCGACUAGGAGAAGGCGCUGAAGAGGUUGUACUACGUGUAAGUGAGUGGCUUGCUAUCAAGCGCGAGUUGGUCGAGAAUGUUGUGCUUAGUUACGAGCGACGUCUGUGGCGAUUACGCAAACGAUGA
Molecule: messenger RNA, 1698 nt
Organism: Mycena indigotica
Lineage: Eukaryota; Fungi; Basidiomycota; Agaricomycetes; Agaricales; Mycenaceae
Exons: 10
Coding region: 34-1698 (554 amino acids)
Biological process (GO): nucleolar large rRNA transcription by RNA polymerase I; RNA polymerase I preinitiation complex assembly
Cellular component (GO): RNA polymerase transcription factor SL1 complex; RNA polymerase I core factor complex
Molecular function (GO): RNA polymerase I core promoter sequence-specific DNA binding
Source: RefSeq, a predicted model, not a curated record